This is a messenger RNA of Acipenser ruthenus (sterlet), 1783 nucleotides long. Its product is annotated as cholesterol 25-hydroxylase-like protein 2. Lineage: Eukaryota; Metazoa; Chordata; Actinopteri; Acipenseriformes; Acipenseridae. The transcript has a single exon. Gene Ontology annotation, biological process: sterol biosynthetic process; cholesterol metabolic process. Gene Ontology annotation, molecular function: steroid hydroxylase activity; C-4 methylsterol oxidase activity; iron ion binding. Bases 43 to 936 code for a protein of 297 amino acids. The record is from RefSeq and is a predicted model, not a curated record.
ACUGCAAUAACUUAGUGACUAGAUUUGCUGUGCUUUAAUCAAAUGGAAUCACUAAAUACAAUAGAGCUAUUUUGCCAAUGCAUCAAGUAUAUUUCUAAAACCAACAUAUCAGAUUUCAUCCCAGAAGCACCUGUACUUCAGCCUGUUUGGGACUACCUCCGAAAGAACCAUCAGGAUGCGCUGAGAUCUCCACUGUUUCCUGUGAUUAUAUCAGUUUCUACAUACUUUAUUCUUUGCCUGUUCUACAUGACUCUGGACUUUCUCUCAACAGUGUCACCAGCCCUUAACAGGUUCAGGAUACACUCUGAACACCCUGUGAAGCUGCAAAGCAUCCUGAAGGCCGUUCAGCUCACUCUUUUCAACCAUGUAGUCUUUGUCUUUCCAGCAGCGAUUGCCCAGUGGUUCUGGAGGCCACUGCUCCCUUUGGAAGCAGCAGCCCCAACUAUCCUGGAGUUCACAAUGGGAGUCCUGGGUUGCACCAUCCUGUUUGAUUUCCAGUACUACUUUUGGCACAUGGUGCACCACAAAUUCCGAUGGCUCUAUGUCACUUUCCAUGCCAUCCACCAUGAGUACUAUGAACCGUUUUGCUGGGUCACUCAAUACAUGUCCGUCUGGGAGCUGCUGAGCGUUGGCUUGUGGACCACUCUAGACCCCAUCAUUCUCCAAUGCCAUGCCCUCACUGGCUACGCGUUCAUGGUGUUUAAUAUCUGGAUCUCGGUGGAUGAUCACAGUGGUUAUGACUUCCCCUGGUCUCUGCACAACCUCAUUCCCUUUGGACUCUGGGGAGGCUCUGUCAAGCACGACACCCAUCAUCAGAGACCCACCACCAACUUUGAACCUUUCUUCUCGCAUUGGGACUGGCUGUGUGGCACCAGCUCUGACCACAAUCACUCAUCAGCUAUGACUGUACAGAAGAGGGCACUUUACAAAUAUUAAGUCAAGUUUCUAAAAGUAAUUAUUAGUUAUAGGCAACUAUAUAUCAGUGCUGUUAUGUGUCAUAAUAUUUUUAGUAUGUCAUUUAAAAUUAAAUUUAGCGCUACUAUUCCUGAAAAAAAAAAAUCCACUGGACCCUGUUCUUUUUUUAAUUAUGCCAAGGAUUUACAACAAACCAUUCUAUAGUAAUUGAGGAGGGGCUAUGCUAAUAUUUUAUUAUAACUGUAUCAUUAAUGAAAUGCAGAUUGCAUUAAAAAGGGUGUUUAAAAUGAUAUUACAGAAACAUUCCAAUUUGACUUACCUAAUCAUGGCCACCCGGGUUUACAUCAGAUGUAACUGGAGCGUUCUACUUGUCAUCUCUACCACUGCUACUGCUCUUAAUUAUAGCUACUACCUGUAUCUUGUAUUUCAUUUUACUCUUGUAGGUAUCCGUAGUGACGUUGUUUUGUAAUUGCUCUUAUUUGAAAUCAUUCUCAUCCAUUUAUCGUACUUACUAUGUGCUCUUACUGAACUUCACUUGUAUAAGCAAAUAUUUUUACUAUACGUUAACUGCUCUUAGACAAACUUGCUCUUAUUUGAAUUUGAUAUUUUAUGCUACUGAUUUUAUUGUACUUUAUAACGGCUCUUAUCUGUAAUAGUAUACUCUGAUAUUGUACUUUAUAAUGGCUCUUAUCUGUAUUAUUAUACUCUGAUAUUCUGUAAUGUGAUCAUUAACAAUGUGAUAUUUUGUAUUGUGAUAUUUUGUAACAAUUGUAAGUCGCUGUGCUGUUUCAUGGGGUGUUUGAUAGUGUUUAUUCAAUAUUACUUUGGCACUGCAUGUAUGAUGUUGUUACUGUAUGGUUCCCUGUAA